Molecule: messenger RNA, 408 nt
Organism: Thelazia callipaeda (thelaziosis nematode)
Lineage: Eukaryota; Metazoa; Nematoda; Chromadorea; Rhabditida; Thelaziidae
Source: the annotation of a GenBank genome assembly
AUGACAUACUUACUAAUUGUCCUAUUUAUACUGCCUACUUAUGUCGCUGGAUUAUUUGGUAGCAAAAAGAAUAUUACAGUAAUUGGUCAUAUUGACUGCGGAGAAAAGGGAUACAGUGGUGUUACGGUUACAUUAUGGGAAGAUGAUUUACUUAAUUUUGACGAUAAGUUGGAUUCAACACAUACGAACAGUACUGGACAUUUCCACUUGUUUGGUGAAACAAGAGAGAUUCGAAAUAUUGAGCCAUACAUUACAAUAAAACACAGCUGCAACAGUGGUCAUCAUGAUGUCAGAUGUUUGUAUACGGAUCGAUACAAUGUCCCUAAAAGUUAUCAAGGAAUGACUUACAAUUUUGGCAAUAUUGAACUAUCAACAGCAACAAUGAAACGAAAAUCAAAAUGCUAUUGA